CUCUCUCGGGCUCCGUAAUCAGAGGCUUCUGCCCAUAACAAAGAUGGCCACCUACUCUGUUCCACCCUGCCCUUUGGUCGAUGUCAAACAGAUUAUCUUUCACUUUCGGGUCACUGCUGACAGGAGAUGGAGCGGAUUCCGAAGACUGUGGGGCGGAUCCAGCUAGACUGUCCUCUGCAGUCUGGCUGCCCGCUGGGAGUCUCUGCCGUCCCUAAACUCUGUAAGGAAUUCUGUCCUGAGGACUACGGUGAAGAGGACAUAGCGGAGUUUCUUCAGCAGCUUGUGGAGAGUGAUCCCCAGGGCCUGCACCAGAUCUAUGUGGAUAAAAGCAGCAGGCGGCUGCAGCUGUGGCAUCAUGAUUACCUCCUGAACUACUUCUGUGAUGAGGAGAAAACGGCUGGACAGUGUGACAGGGGCAAGGGGGCUGAGGGACUGGGCACCUACUGCGGUCUCCGAAAGUCCUUUCUGUCUUCUCCCCAGGAGUCUAAGCCCUGCCCUCAAGCCAACUCUGCCCCUGCAUCCUUCCCUGGUGACUCAGACAGCCUCCUUCAGGUGGUCAUGCCCCAGAAGCUCCUGGUGACUGAAGAGGAAGCUAAUCGCCUAGCUGAGGAGCUGGUGGCUGAGGAGGAGCGUGAGAAGCAGAAAGCAGAGAAGAAACGACUGAAGAAGAAGCGUCAGAAGGAACGAAAGCUGCAGGAGCGCUUGGAGCAGGACAGUGGGGAGGCCAAUGUGAGUGUCUCCAGGCAGGUGGCCGAGGCCACCCCCAAUGGGGAUGGGAGCCCCCCAUCCAGCCCCGGGAACUCAACUCAGGGACAGUGUGGUGAGGAAGCGGACUCACUGGAUCUGUCUAGCACUUUUGUGUCCCUAGCUUUGCGCAAGGUUGGGGAUUGGCCCUCCAGUGCCCCAAGAAACAAAGGACUGAGCCAGGAGCCCCAACGCAGGAGCCAGGGCCCCCAGGAGAAGAUGGGCCACAACAAAGGGAGCCCUCCAAGAGAAGACAGCCCCAGGCAGAGUCCUAAGGCUGAGGCAUCUCCAAGACUGCUGGCAGCUGCCUUACAGCAGAGCCAAGAGCUGGCAAAGCUGGGUAACAGUUUUGCCCAAGAUGGUUUCUACCAUGAGGCUGUGGCCCUCUUCACUCAGGCCUUGAAGCUCAAUCCCCAGGAUCACCGGUUAUUUGGAAACCGCUCCUUCUGCCAUGAACGGCUGGGUCAGCUGGCGUGUGCCCUGGCGGAUGCCCAGGUGGCCCUUACCCUUUGUCCCGGCUGGCCCCGGGGCCUCUUCCGCCUGGGCAAGGCCCUGAUGGGACUGCAGCACUUUGAGGAGGCAGCUGCUGUGUUCCAGGAGACUCUGAGAGGUGGCUCCCAGCCGGAUGCAGCUCGGGAGCUCCACUUUUGCCUCCUUCAACUGCAGCAUCAGCGAAGAGGAAGCCACGCACCACCUCUAUCAGCUGGGCUCCCUCAGCCACUUCCACGUGCUGAGCCAGGGGCCCCAGGCCUACUCUCCCUCAGGCCCCCUCGAAUCAUUGCUCCCAGGGCCCCUGGCCUUCUGUCUCCACCGUCACAUUAUCCCCCACGACACUUGGGCCAUCCUAAUUGGCCCCUCCCCCAGGCUCAGAGGAGAGGACCCCAUCCUCUCCAUCUCCACCAUCCCUCAAAGGGAAGGGGCAUCCUGGGGCUUGGGUGCCAGCGUCUGCCUCAGGCCAGGUGAGGGACGACCUGUUCAUCCUUCACGGCAAGGCCAUGUGUACAUCUCACAGGAUGGGGACACCUGUGUGGUGGUGGCUCACUGCAUAUUUUGAGACCUAGUACUCUAAAGCCAUAGUGAAGGACAACCUUUGCAGUUGUUCCUCUUGCAACAUAGAACCUCCUGAUGAGUGAAAAGAGCCCCGCGUCCACUGAAAGAGCCUCUCUGGUUCUCAAGCGGAUGACUUCUUCUAGGAGAAGUAGGAAAAAAAUAAAACCCAAGACUAAAGAAGAGACCUGUACAAAAGUUCUGUUUUUCAGACUAUCACAGACCCAGCAAGGAGG
This is a messenger RNA of Loxodonta africana (African savanna elephant), 2027 nucleotides long. It is a transcript of the gene TTC31, whose product is annotated as tetratricopeptide repeat domain 31. The transcript has 13 exons. Lineage: Eukaryota; Metazoa; Chordata; Mammalia; Proboscidea; Elephantidae. Bases 127 to 1707 code for a protein of 526 amino acids. The record is from RefSeq and is a predicted model, not a curated record. Gene Ontology annotation, molecular function: protein binding.